AUGGCUGAAGAGGGACAAGUGAUCAGUUGCCACACCGUUGAGGCCUGGAACGAACAGCUUCAGAAGGGCAACAACGACGCACAAAAGCUGAUUGUGGUAGACUUUACUGCUUCAUGGUGUGGACCCUGUCGCUUCAUUGCUCCAUUCUUGGCAGAAUUGGCUAGGAAACUCCCUACUGUCACCUUCCUCAAAGUGGAUGUGGAUGAGUUGAAGACGGUUGCUCAAGAUUGGGCCGUGGAGGCAAUGCCAACUUUCAUGUUCCUGAAAGAAGGAAAGAUUGUUGAUAAGGUUAUUGGGGCAAAGAAAGAAGAGCUGCAGCAGACCAUUGCUAAGCACAUAAGCGCUGCUACUGCAAGCUCCUGA
This is a messenger RNA of Oldenlandia corymbosa var. corymbosa, 363 nucleotides long. The record is from the annotation of a GenBank genome assembly. Lineage: Eukaryota; Viridiplantae; Streptophyta; Magnoliopsida; Gentianales; Rubiaceae.